Spodoptera exigua (beet armyworm) is the source of this 4351-nucleotide messenger RNA. Lineage: Eukaryota; Metazoa; Arthropoda; Insecta; Lepidoptera; Noctuidae. The record is from the annotation of a GenBank genome assembly.
CUUCAGUAUCAUUUGAGCGCGUGAAGUGCACGCAAGAAGCCAUGUCGAAAAUAGAAUUCACUGUCAAUGGAAAAAAAUGUACAGUAAACGAAUGUACGCCCCGGGAGAUGUCGUUGAACGCGUACCUCCGGUACGUGUUGGCACUGCCUGGUACAAAGGCGAUGUGCCACGAGGGCGGCUGCGGCUCCUGCAUAGUGAUGGUGCGCGCCAGGAGAUUUCCUAGCGGCAUCGUCGAGACCUUCUCUGUUAAUUCUUGCUUGGUGCUGGUGCUAUCCUGCAAUGGUUGGGAGAUCACCACUGUGGAAGGUGUCGGCAAUCGGUUGGACGGGUACAGUGAUGUCCAGAAACGGUUGGUGGCUUUCAACGGUUCCCAGUGUGGGUAUUGCACUCCUGGAUGGAUCAUGCAUUUGACUAGCUUAGUCGAUAAAAACCUGAACAUGUCCGAAUUAGAGGAGUCGUUUGGCAGUAACACGUGCAGAUGUACUGGUUUCCGACCAAUCUUGGAUACUAUCAAAUCAUUUGCUAUUGACGCUUCUCCAGAAAUAUGUCAGAAAGUGAGAGGUAUCGAGGAGCUAAAUGGGUGUUCCAAGAACCCUAGAAAUUGCCAAAGAAAAUGUUCAUCGAACAGUGACUGCAGUGAUUGGAGUGUUGUAGCUGAUGUCAAGAAAGGAGGCCCAAUGCGUUUCGACUAUGGGAAACACAAAUUCUUUAAGGUCUACGAGAUUGAAGACAUUUUUGAUAUCUUCAGGAAAUACGGCGUCGAUUCCUAUAUGCUUGUUGAUGGGAACACUGCUAAGGGUAUCCUGGAAACAUUUGAGUACCCAAAUAUUUUAAUAGAUAUCAGUGAAGUGAUGGCUUUGAAGACCUAUGAUUAUGAUCAAAAUCUAGUCCUCGGAGCAAACGUAUCCUUGGAAGAUUGCAUUAAAAUAUUCAAGGAAGCUUCUGCUAAGAAGAGUGAGUUUGCAUAUUUAGCUGAACUGGUGAAACACCUUAAGCUUGUCGCUCAUAUACCAGUAAGGAAGAUUGGUUCCAUAGCAGGCAACUUGAUGUACAAGCAUAAACUGCCGAGGUACAAAUCUGACCUCUUUCUGCUCUUUGAGUGCAUUGGAGCAACAGUUACUAUCCGUUACUCCAAUGGCAAUACGAAAUCGUUGAAGAUGACCAAGUUCUUGAAGACAGACAUGGAAGGAGUUUUGUUGGUUAACGUGGAAAUACCACCGCUAAGUAGCUCACACGUUUUUAGGAGUUAUAAGAUUAUGCCAAGAAACCAGAAUGCGCUAGCUCACGUAAACGCAGCAUUUCUUUUAAAAUUAGGACGAAAGAAGAUAAUAGAGUCAGCAAGCAUAGUGAUUGGUAAUAUUGAUCCGAAAUUUAUUCACGCUACAAAAACUGAAGAGUUUCUGAUCGGAAAGAACAUAUUCAAUGAUGCGACCUUGCAAGCAGCUAUACAGGUUCUGAGCAAAGAGUUGAAACCUAUAGAAAUACCAGGAGAACCAUCACCACAGAGCAGGAAGAAAUUAGCUUUGGGUCUGUUUUAUAAGUUCAUCCUCAACAUCAGUCCAGCUGGCACAGCGCUUUCCAAAUACAUUUCUGGUGGAGAACUUCUACAAAGACCUGUGUCAUCCGGUAAAGAAGAUUAUCAGACCGACUCCUCAUUAUAUCCUCUGAACAAACCAGUAGAUAAGCUUGAAGCCAAUAUACAGGUGGGAGGUGAAGCAAGAUUCGCGAAUGAUAUACCUCCGUUACCUAGGGAGGUGUUUGGUGCCUUUGUUCUUUCCACCACUCAUAGCGGAGAAGUAGAUACCAUUGAUGUCGACGAUGUUAUGUCAAAAGAAGGAGUCGUCGCCUUUUAUACCGCCAAGGAUAUUCCCGGCGUCAACUCCUUUGGUUUCCCUGGAAUUCAAUUGCAAACAGAUGAAGAAGAAAUUCUUGCAACUAAAAUCAAAUUCUAUGGUCAGCCAAUAGCCAUAGUAGUAGCAAUCAGUGAAAAAAUAGCUGAAAAAGUAGCAAAACAAGUAAAAGUGACAUACAAAGAUGUUGGCACAAAACCUCCUGUAUUGACAAUUGAUGAAGCAAAAAAAGAUAGCAAGAGAUACGUGGCUGGGACUCCGUCUAUAGAACCUAGUGGCAAAGGGGAUAAUGUACAGAAAGUGAUUAAAGGAAUUUUGGAUUUAGAAGCUCAGUACCAUUAUUAUAUUGAACCCAUCACAUGUGUUGUGGUCCCUGUUGAUAAAGGACUCGAGGUAUACGAUUCAUCGCAAUGGAUGGACUUAUCGCAAAUUGCGAUUGCAAGGUCUUUGGGAAUACAGGAAAGCGAAGUUGUCGUCAAAGUACGUCGUGUUGGUGGAGGGUUUGGAGGCAAGAUCAGCCGUAACGUGCAAGCAUCUGCAGCUUGUGCAUUGGUCGCCAAGAAACUUGACCGGCCCUGCAGGUUUAUACUGCCAAUGCAGACGAAUAUGACAAUAGCAGGAAAGAGAUUGCCAAGUCAAUGUGAAUACGAGGUUGGUGUCGACAAUGAUGGUAAAAUCCAAUAUCUUAAUGCUACAAUCGUACAAGACAAUGGUUGUUCUAACAAUGAAAAUAUUCUGGACUUCGUUGCUGGCGGUUUCCCGAAUUGCUAUAACACUGAAUACUGGUCUUUGAAGACCGCUACGGUCACAACAGAUACGCCUUCUAAUUCAUUCGCUCGAGCUCCAGGAACUUGUGAAGGGAUUACCAGUAUAGAACACAUAAUGCAGCAUAUUGCAUUUGCGGUACAAAAGGACCCGACUAGCGUCCGUAAAGUAAACAUGAGAACAGAGGACAAUGACCUUCCAGAAAUGAUAGAAACUCUAAAGAAAGAUGCUGACUACGAUAGACGAGCUAAAGAAAUCGAACAGUUCAACAAAACAAAUAGAUGGAUGAAAAAAUCUAUUUCGUGCAACGUGAUGUGCUUCCCAGUAAUCUUCUACGGUAACUAUUCAGCUCUUGUCUCCAUCUACCGAGGAGAUGGUACAGUAACAGUCUCCACAGGAGGCAUAGAAAUGGGACAAGGAAUCAACACCAAAUGCGCUCAAGUUUGCGCUUACGAACUUGGAAUACCUCUAGAAUACGUCAAAAUUGUUCCCAAUCAAACAUAUAUUGCUGCAAACAAUGUUUUCUCUGGAUCUAGUAUCACUACUGAAAGUUGCGUCUAUGCUAUUAUAAAAGCUUGUGAGGUUUUGAAAGAAAGAUUGGCUCCAAUAAAAGAGAGUAUGCCUGAUGCUACAUGGAAAGAAAUUAUCCAAAAGGCUGGCGAAGACCAAGUAGACUUGACUUCUUUGUAUAUGAUGAAGGAUUCUGAUGAGAAUCUGAAAGGUUACAGUGCGUUCGCUGUGUCUAUUAUUGAGGUGUUACUGGAUGUUACGACUGGAAGGUUCCAAAUUGUGCGAGCUGAUGUUUUAGAAGAUGUUGGUGUAAGUGCCAACCCUAAACUGGAUGUGGGUCAGGUGCAAGGUGCAUACAUUCAAGGUAUUGGUUACUUCACUUGUGAGAAGUUGAUUUAUGAUAAAGAUACUGGCAAAUUGGAAACCAAUCGCUCCCUAACUUAUCACGUACCUCUCGCCCUGGAUAUACCAGUAGAGUACAACGUCAAGUUGAGGUACAACCAUAAGAAUCCGAAUGGGGUUCUUGGAUCAAAGACGUGUGGAGAGAUGGGAAUCUGUUCAGCUCACGGAGUGAUGCAUGCGCUGCGCCAGUGUAUCAUGGAGUCCCGCAAGGAUUCAGGCUAUGAUCCGAACGAAUGGAUUUAUAUACCUGUGCCGUACGAGACUGAAGUAAUUUUGAAAGCGUUGGACGUAAAACCCGAAGAAUUCCUUCUCAAUGCUUAAGCUGAUAACGUUAAAACUUUAAACCCUUAUCACAAAACAAGAUCAUUAGUCUAGGUUUAAACCAUUGAGUCUGGUUUUGUAUUUUGAAUCUUAUUCUCACCUACCUUCAAUUUGAAAUACAAAAACUGGCUCAAUGGUUUAGACCUAGACUACAGAAAAGCCUUGUUUUCUAAUAAGGCCGUAAAUGUUUGCCAAAUGAUGUGCUUCCUCAUAGUCGAUUGUAACUUGCCAUACUAUAUUAACACCCAGUUUCCGAAAGGCCGCUCAAUGUUAAAAUCGAUUUAAUCUCUUGUCAAGUCAUCUGAUUGGUUGACUGAAUUAGCAACAACCAAUCAGAUGACUUGACAAGACAUUUGACACCUAGUUAGUCGACUUUAACAUUGAUCGGGCUUUUGGGAACCGGGCAUGAGAGAAAAAAAAGCUUGUUUUGUAUCAUAGUCGAUUGUAAUUUGCCAUACUAUAUACAUUAAGUGUGUUAAGAUAUCUAAUUUUAUAUUAUCUGA